AUGUCAGCCGCCAUUGAACAGCGGAAUCAAGAUGCAACUGUCUACGUUGGUAACUUGGAUGAUCGUGUGAGUGAAGAAUUAUUAUGGGAAUUAAUGCUUCAAGCUGGUAGUGUUUCCAAUGUCCAUAUGCCACGUGAUAAAGUAACUGGUAGUCAUCAAAAUUACGGGUUUGUGGAAUUUCGUUCCGAAGAAUGGAAUUUAGAUCCAGAGGUGGAUGAAAAGCUACUGUAUGAUACAUUUUCAGCAUUUGGUGGCAUUAUUGAGACUCCAAAGAUCAUGCGUGAUCCAGAGACAAAAGGAUCAAGAGGGUUUGGUUUUGUCAGUUUUGAUUCCUUUGAAGCAGCUGAUUUAGCAAUUGAAUGCAUGCAUGGACAAUAUUUAUGCAAUCGUCAAGUUGUGGUACAAUAUGCCUUCAAGAAAGAUAGUCAAAAUGAACGCCAUGGAUCAGAAGCUGAAAGACUGUUAGCACAGAGGAAUCCAAAUAAAUUAAAACCUCAUACAAUGUUUGCUUUUACCGCAGCAGGAGGGGGACCAGGUAUACCAGGACAAUUUAAUCAGGGAGGAUACAUGAUGGACAUGGGAAUGAUGCCACCGCCACCACCACCACCACAAAAUUUAGGCAUGGGGAUGACGUAUCCACCACCACCAGUAGCGAUGAUGGGGGUGCCACCGCCGCCACCGCCACCACAAAUGAGAUAG
Peronospora belbahrii is the source of this 699-nucleotide messenger RNA. The record is from the annotation of a GenBank genome assembly. Lineage: Eukaryota; Oomycota; Peronosporomycetes; Peronosporales; Peronosporaceae.